Molecule: messenger RNA, 2024 nt
Organism: Thlaspi arvense
Lineage: Eukaryota; Viridiplantae; Streptophyta; Magnoliopsida; Brassicales; Brassicaceae
Source: the annotation of a GenBank genome assembly
AAGAGAUCUCAAAUCUGUGCCGUUAAAAUUGAUCUAACAGAUUCGACUUGUCUCUCUCAGGUCAACGCCAGCUCUCUUUAGCUCCGAGACCUUUCUUAACAAACCUCUCCUUCCUUCUAAUUUCACUGUUUCAUCCAUUCCCCGAGAUUUCUCGCCUCUUCACGCGUCGUGACGUCAAUUCCACAACUGGGUCAAAUUUCUCAGCUUCUUCCGAUUAUUUUCCGGUGAUCAUAUAUUCUCAUCUCCUUCCAUUGCAUAUGGACAAAAGUUUCUAAUUCUACCCUUUGAGGUUUCGAUGAUUUCAGUUCCAAGUAUAAAUUUUGAGACUUUCUAUUAAAAAUCAAGACUUUCGGAGAGAAAAUAAACAGGCAAUGAUGCAGCAAGAAGAUCGAAUUAGAGGAGAUGAAGUAGACGAGACAGAUCUAGAGUCUUUAACAAGCGCUAAUCGUAGAGACGCUCAUAGAUUUAGGGCACAGUUCUCAGGGAUGGUGAGACAAAGAGCAUAUAUAUUCGACGGCGAUGGUAAAUACUACAACAAGGAAUGGGAUCUCGCAGAAGGAACAGGUAAAGAGUUUUGUUGGUAUCAUGUAGAGUUACCGAAAGGGAACCAGAAACUCUCUCAAUCCGCACAGCAUCUUAUAGACGCUCUGUGUCCGCCAUUGAAGCUUCAAGACAUUCUUUCUCUUGUUAGUAACGGGCCCUUUUGUGGACAUGUUGAUGGAGCGCUUGUGUUUAGAGUUAAUUCACCUGGUCCUGCUUCGAGCAGCUUCACAUUCAAGAUUGCUGCUAGGAUCACCGAGAACUCUGUGAUCACAGUGUCUUUGGGUAGAGUUCCUAGGCUUGGAUUCUCUCCUAUGGGUCAGUCUCUUCUCUCGGAAGUCCCUAGCGUGGAUUCUCCUUCGUACUAUCGUGGAGAGCAGAAGGAGAGAAGCGGGAUCGUGAUCGAGGAGCACGUUCUUGAGUUCUUGCUGACGAUGAACCACUCUGAGGAAGCUGAUAACCCCGUGCCGAGCUCUGUGUCGAAUCUUGUCGUGCAUAUCAUUGAUACGCAUGUUGAUCAGCUUCAAGAUGUUGUCACUAAACUUGAGAUCGAAUUGGAUGCUGUGGAACUCGAAAUGGAUAGAGGUGGAUUUGCUAUGAAGAAACAGAUGUUGGAUGAUAGAAGAUUCCCAAAAUUGCAUCUCAACUUGCAGCGCCUUUUGCAGGUGAUUGCACAUGGAGAACAAGUGUUUCCAAGAGUGAAGGAGAAAUGUUCCACGAAGCCUUGGUUUCUAGCAGAGGAUAUCAACUCACUGGAAGAGUUGAUUGGGAGGUUAAGACGUUUAAAAGAGAACGUAGGGUUCAUCGCGAACCGUGUGACCGCGAUACAAGCUGGUCUAGAUAGCUGGCAAGCCGAGCAAAUCAACCGAAAGCUCUAUUACCUCUCUUUCCUUUCAAUCAUAUUCCUUCCUCUAUCAAUCAUAACCGGAGUUUUUGGGAUGAACGUUGGAGGAGUUCCUUGGACUGGACAAGACAAGCCGGAGCUAGGAGAUGGGUUUAGAAACGUGAUGUACAUCUGUCUUAUAAUGCUGGUUCUUGUGUUAUCAUGUUUUGGUUUUCCGGCGUUAUACAGUCGGAUAGCUUCUUGGUGGAGAAUGAGAGCUAUGAACAGAAGUUGGUCUCUUAACAGAAGAUCGUUUCAGAAGAGACCAAACAUAGUCCAAGAAAGAAGAGGCUACCUUAGACUCUGAAACCCAAAACGACUUUCAAGGACUCUUUUGAGAUCUCUUCAUUUGCUUUUCUUUCACGUUUUUUUUUUUUUCAUUUUGCAUAAUAUUUACUUCUUGUAACUCUUACGGAACUUUUUGAGUUCACAUUAUUCUGCUGUUUUAGGUCUUUGAGUAAAGACUACAGUGUACAGCUACUAUUCUUUUUAACUCUUAAUUUGUUAUAGAUUCGUUUAAUUUCAAAGUGUGUGAAAGCAAGCAAGUCGUGGUAGCUUAACGUCUGCUUCUUUAUGCUUCGUACGUACUCUAUGAAUCGUG